Alnus glutinosa is the source of this 336-nucleotide messenger RNA. RefSeq names its product arabinogalactan protein 23-like. The record is from RefSeq and is a predicted model, not a curated record. Lineage: Eukaryota; Viridiplantae; Streptophyta; Magnoliopsida; Fagales; Betulaceae. The coding region runs from base 99 to 290 and encodes 63 amino acids. The transcript has a single exon.
GAAUAAAGAAAACAAGGAUUGUUUUUCUUCAUUCUCCAAGGCGGGUCUCGUAAAGUAGUAUACAUUAAUUCCCACAAAGUGAGCAGUAAAUAGUCAUCAUGGAUAUGAAGAAGAUCUCCUGCGCUGUUCUCAUCGCCGCCGCUGCCUCCAUGAGUGCAGCAUUGGCUUACACUGAGGUCUCGCCAGCUCCAGCCCCUGGCCCAUCCAGCGGGGCCGCCGCCACCUUGCCUCUUGUUGGGUCUUUGGUCGGUGCCUCUGUUUUGUCUUUCUUCACCUAUUACUUGCACUAAUCAAGCUCAUGAUCAUCACAAAAGGAUAUGAGAAAGAAUAUAUAUA